Sporisorium graminicola is the source of this 1563-nucleotide messenger RNA. RefSeq lists its product as uncharacterized. The transcript has a single exon. NCBI's taxonomy places the organism in Eukaryota, Fungi, Basidiomycota, Ustilaginomycetes, Ustilaginales, Ustilaginaceae. The coding region runs from base 1 to 1563 and encodes 520 amino acids. Gene Ontology annotation, molecular function: transmembrane transporter activity. Gene Ontology annotation, biological process: transmembrane transport. Gene Ontology annotation, cellular component: membrane. The record is from RefSeq and is a predicted model, not a curated record.
AUGUCCGACAUCUCAGGCAGCAAGACGGCCAAAGGUGCCGAACAUUCUGUCGACGUCGCUAGCCUCGGCAGUCACAAGCACGAUGAGCAUUCGGAUACCCUCAUCAGGCAGUUUGGUCUGUUGCCGCUACUCGGAGUCGGUCUUCUCGGUGCAGGAUACUGGGCCGGCCAGAUCGUCACCAUGACCACCGUGCUCGGCGUCGGUGGCCCACCGGGUCUCUUCUGGGGCACGUUCCUGUGCGCCUUUUGCAUCCUUUGUAUCGCCAUCUCGCUCGCUGAGCUCGCCUCUGCCUAUCCAACUUCGGGCGGUGUGCUCGAUUGGGCGUACGAGUGUUCUUCCAAGUCGAGCCGCAACUUUGUCGCCUGGACCACCGCUUGGCUUAACACGUUUGCUUGGAUCGUCACCGCGACUACGUGGGCAUCUCUUGUUGCUCAGCAGGUGCUCGCUCUUGCCGUGCUGUACCACCCGGACUAUGUCAUCAAGCAGUGGCACACCUGGCUCGUGCUCCAGUUUGUGCUCAUCGUGGGACUGCUGAUCAACGUGUUUGGCGUCAAGAUGAUGCCAGCACUCGACAAGAUCGGCCUUGCCACUUUCUUCCUCGGCUGCUUUGUCCUCAGCAUCACGGUCGCCGCCACUGCACCCACCCACCAAUCGGCCAAGUUUGUCUUUGUCGACAUCAUCAAUACAACAGGUUGGAGUUCGAACGGCUUGGUGUGGUGCUUGGGCCAGAUUGCAACCUCGGGUGCCUUCAUCCUGAUCGACUCUCCCAGCCAUUUGUCCGAGGAGACGAUCGAGCCAGAAAAGAACGUUCCCAAGGCGAUGGUCUACUCGGUUUUGAUCGGCACCGUUACCGGCCUGUUUGUCACGCUCUGCUUCAUGUUCUCCAUUGCCGACAUUGACGGUGUCCUUGCCAGCGCCGGCGGGGUGCCGUACAUCCAGAUUAUCAAGAACGCCACACGAUCCAACGGCGCGACGGUCGUGCUGUCCCUCUUUAUGAUUAUCCUCUCUAUGUACGGUGCGGUGACGUCCGUUACCGUGGCCAGUCGCGUCGCAUGGGCGUUUGCUCGAGAUGGUGGUCUCUUCUUUCCCAAAACUUUCACCAGGAUGUCGUCGAGCCUCCAUGUGCCCGUGCUGUCGCUCAUCCUCUGCACGUUUGGCUCGUCCUGCAUCGGCGUCAUCUACCUGGGCAGCAUCACGGCGUUCAACUCGUUCCUCUCCGCCCUCACCAUCCUCUUCUUCGCCUGCUACGCCAUGGUGAUUGGCUCAUUCAUGCUCAACCGCCGCUACCUCCCGAAAAAGGGCCCAUACCACCUCUCCUCGACUGUCGGAUGGACAGUGAAUACAAUCGCCAUGGUCUACAUGCUCGUCUUUGGCGUCUUCUUCUGCUUCCCCUCGGUCUACCCUCCGACAGCAAACACAAUGAACUGGUCCAGCGUCAUUCUCGUCGGCGUCUUUCUCCUGUCCUCGGUUGGCUACGUGACCUGGGGAAGAAACAGCUAUGCUGGGCCGAGCGGCGCUGUGAUGGCUGAGCGGAUCGGCGAGAGCUCCGAGACCACUGUAUAG